UUAAAUUUAAUUAUAUCUUCUUAAUUAAUAAUACAUAAAUAAAUUAAAUUAUUUUUUAAUAAAUAUAAUUUCAAUUGAUCAAUAAAUAUAAUGACAAAUUUUUACGAAUUACUUGAUGUAGAAAUGGAUGCCACCGAGGUACAAAUAAAAACCGCUUAUAAAAAAAUGGCAUUAAAAUAUCAUCCGGAUAAAAAUCCGAAUCUUUCAAAUGCAAAUGAAUUAUUUCAACAAUUGUCUGAUGCCAAGGAUGUGUUAAGUGAUCCAACAAAAAGGGAACUUUAUGAUCGACAAUUAAAAUUACAAGAACAUUUACAAAACUCGAAUAAAUCCAAAGAGAAAGGACAUGAGACCUUAUCCACACCUGAGCUAAUAACUUUAGGCAUUUUAAGCGGAUGUCUUCUUGUUGGUUCUCAUAUACUUUUUGGAUACUUUUUGAAUACAGUCGAACAAAAAUUAAAGAAAAAGGCUAAGGAAAGAUCAAGCGAGAAUUGAAAAACAAACAUACAACCUAGAAAUUGUUUUAGCUCACAGUUGUAUUCGAUCUUCCUGCUACGGAAGACUCUACAUCAACCGAUUUAAAUUGGAACCCUUUUUACUAGUCACUUUAAAGACAUAAAAUGUCGUAUAUGGAUGCAUAUGGAGUAUAAUGUGGCCCGUUAAUACAAGUUAGCUUUGAAAAUAAUAAUAAAACUUUAAAUCCUUACAUUCUAGGAUAUGGCACAUCAAAAAAUCCAUGAACUCUAAUUUUCUGUAGCGAAGUAAAUACGCUCCUAAGUCG
Molecule: messenger RNA, 778 nt
Organism: Chrysoperla carnea
Lineage: Eukaryota; Metazoa; Arthropoda; Insecta; Neuroptera; Chrysopidae
Product: chaperone protein DnaJ-like
Exons: 2
Coding region: 91-492 (133 amino acids)
Biological process (GO): spliceosomal complex disassembly
Cellular component (GO): spliceosomal complex
Source: RefSeq, a predicted model, not a curated record